Molecule: messenger RNA, 1572 nt
Organism: Alligator sinensis (Chinese alligator)
Lineage: Eukaryota; Metazoa; Chordata; Crocodylia; Alligatoridae
Product: major histocompatibility complex class I-related gene protein-like
Exons: 8
Coding region: 52-1194 (380 amino acids)
Biological process (GO): immune response
Cellular component (GO): external side of plasma membrane
Source: RefSeq, a predicted model, not a curated record
CACUGCGGGGCGGCCUCGGGGCGGAGCUCGGAGCCGGGCCGCGGGGUCCCGAUGACUGCCGGGGCCGGGCCGCGCUGCAGCAGGACGGGACGGGACGGGACGGACCGAGCCGUGCAGGACCUCCCGCGGGGCACCGCAAGCUCUCCCUCCUACCGGCAUUUCUACACGGGGGUGCUGGAUCCCAGCCCAGGUGUGCCUGCCUUCACUGCCGUGAGCUACGUGAAUGACCAGAAAAUUCUUCACUAUGACAGCGAGACACGGAGAGAGGAGCCACGUGGGGACUGGGUGCAGGGGGCUGUCGACCCAGACUUCUGGGAAAGGGAAACCAGGAGCUUGCGGGGCUGGCAGCGGGGAUUUGAAGGGAACCAGGUCACCCUGCGGCAUCGCUACAACCAGACCGACUGGUCUCACACUCUCCAGUUCAUGUACGGCUGUGAGCUUGGUGAAGACAACAGCACUGAGGGCUACAUGCAGUUUGGCUAUGAUGGGGAAGACUUCAUCAGCUACGAUCUGAGAACACACACCUGGGUAGCAGUCCCAACAGAGGCCCGGGUCACUCAGAGCAGGUGGAAUGGGGAUAAGAACCUUCUUCUGAUUGUAAGAGCCUACCUGGAGUGGAAGUGCAUCGAGUGGCUACGGAAGUACCUGCAGCACGGGAAGGCAGCACUGCAGAGCAAGUCCCCCAUGUCACAGGUGAGUGACAGACCAUCAUCCUGGGCCAGACUCACCACCCUGUCCUGCCAGGUCCACGGCUUCUACCCCAAAAACAUCUCUGUCGUCUGGCUGAAGAACGGGGUGGCGCAGCCUCAGGAGACGAGUUGCUCAGAGGUCCUUCCCAGCGGAGACGGGACCUACCAGACCUGGGCCACCAUCGAGAUCGACCCAAACAGCAACCACAACUACACCUGCUGUGUGGAGCAUGUGAGCCUGGGUGCAGACCUGAGAGUGGCCUGGGACAAGAGCAGACAGAAGCCUGAGUCCAGCCUGAAUUUGGCCCUCAUUAUCACGAUCGUGCUGGUCAUUAUUGCUGCGAUGAGCACAGCUAUUUACUUCCUCAGGAAAUGGGGACCGGGGCACAGAGCAGAGACCUUGGAGCAAUCGCAGCUCCAGCACCCGCUUCAAAGCUCAGCGGAGCCUCGUGAGGCCCAUGACAACUCCUGUGAGACCAGUGGAAGAGGAGAGACAGAUCACUGAGGAACCCAUGCUGAUUCAGCCCUUCCAAAAGACUUGCUUUUAUUGCCUUGAUUUUGCAAAACAAAGCCCCUUGCUGUGGGACAGGACAUACUGAGCUGGGGAAGGGCAUGCAUUAAGGCAGAGGAGUAUUGGGGUGGCUCAGGCUGGGGGCAGUGGUAGGUGUUGUGGGGCUGCAGCUGUCUCCAGGCAGCACACCUGCCCCGCCAAGUCCCACCCUGGCACAGCCAGAUCUGAGCCUCCUGCUGGCUGUGUCUGUCAUAUUGAAUGAAAUAGUUUGAAUGUUUGUAAAGAUUGCCCAUUAGCCAGUUUCAGGAAGAAGAUAGGAUCUAUCUCCUUAUCUAGCUCAUUGUUUCGGAGCUACGUGCAAAAUGUCCUGAC